AUGGCUGCCAACGGCUCGACGUACGCCCUCUCCCAGGGCCACAAGGAGUUGCUCGAGAAGUCUCUGAUCGACUCCGACCCUGAGGUCGCCCAGAUCAUGACCCAGGAGAUCCAGAGGCAGAGGGAGUCCAUCAUCCUGAUCGCCUCCGAGAAUGUCACCUCCCGCGCCGUCUUCGAUGCUCUUGGCUCGCCCAUGUCCAACAAGUACUCCGAGGGUCUCCCUGGCGCCCGGUACUAUGGUGGCAACCAGCACAUUGACGAGAUUGAGCUUCUCUGCCAGAAGCGUGCCCUCGAGGCUUUCACCCUCGACUCCUCCAAGUGGGGUGUCAACGUCCAGUGCCUCAGCGGCAGCCCUGCCAACCUGCAGGUCUACCAGGCUCUCAUGCCUCCCCACGGUCGUCUGAUGGGUCUGGACCUCCCCCACGGUGGCCACUUGAGCCACGGUUACCAGACUCCUGUGAAGAAGAUCUCUGCCGUUUCUACCUACUUCGAGACUAUGCCCUACCGAGUUGACAUUGAUACCGGCAUCAUUGACUACGACACACUCGAGAAGAAUGCCCAGCUGUACCGCCCCAAGAUCCUUGUUGCUGGUACCUCUGCCUACUGUCGUCUGAUCGACUACGCCCGCAUGCGCAAGAUUGCCGACUCUGUUGGUGCCUACCUCGUUGUCGACAUUGCCCACAUCUCGGGAUUGGUCUCCUCCGGCGUCAUCCCCACUCCCUUCGACCACGCCGAUGUCGUCACAACCACCACCCACAAGUCCCUCCGUGGCCCUCGUGGCGCCAUGAUCUUCUUCCGCAAGGGUGUGCGAUCCGUCAACCCCAAGACCGGCAAGGAGGAGCUGUACAACCUGGAGGACCCUAUCAACUUCUCCGUCUUCCCUGGCCACCAGGGUGGUCCCCACAACCACACCAUCACCGCUCUGGCCGUUGCCCUGAAGCAGGCCAACACCCCUGACUUCAAGGCCUACCAGAAGCAGGUCGUUGACAACGCCAAGGCUCUGGAGAACAAGUUCAAGGCCCUCGGCCACAAGCUUGUCUCUGACGGAACCGACUCGCACAUGGUCCUUGUUGACCUGAGGCCCGUCAGCCUGGACGGUGCCCGUGUCGAGGCCGUCCUGGAGCAGAUCAACAUCGCCUGCAACAAGAACUCCAUCCCCGGCGACAAGUCCGCCUUGACCCCUUGCGGUAUCCGCAUUGGCACCCCUGCCAUGACUUCCCGUGGCUUCGGUGUUACUGACUUUGAGCGUGUUGCUUCCUACAUCGACGAGGCCAUCAAGAUCUGCAAGGAGGUCCAGGGCGCGCUGCCCAAGGAGGCCAACAAGCUCAAGGACUUCAAGGCCAAGGUCGCCGGCGGCGAGGUUGAGAAGAUCAACAACCUCAAGAAGGAGAUCGCCGCCUGGUCUCAGACCUUCCCUCUGCCUGUUGAGGGAUGGCGUGUCGACGCUGGUAUCUAA
Molecule: messenger RNA, 1455 nt
Organism: Diaporthe citri
Lineage: Eukaryota; Fungi; Ascomycota; Sordariomycetes; Diaporthales; Diaporthaceae
Exons: 3
Coding region: 1-1455 (484 amino acids)
Biological process (GO): L-serine catabolic process; folic acid metabolic process; tetrahydrofolate interconversion
Cellular component (GO): cytoplasm
Molecular function (GO): serine binding; zinc ion binding; pyridoxal phosphate binding
Source: RefSeq, a predicted model, not a curated record